This is a messenger RNA of Linum tenue, 515 nucleotides long. The record is from the annotation of a GenBank genome assembly. NCBI's taxonomy places the organism in Eukaryota, Viridiplantae, Streptophyta, Magnoliopsida, Malpighiales, Linaceae.
GGAACCUUGGGGUGUGUAAGAGCCAAGAGGAGAAUAUAGCUGGAAGAGCUACGACGAGGAGAAAUUCAGUGAACCCGACGCCAGCCGAUAGUAGCCCUCUUCUCUUGCCCCAUCUCGUAGUCCGCCGCAGCCCAAAAUAAUGCCCGACGAUCUCACGCCGCCUCCGGCCGAUGCAGUCUCCGCUCCUCCGGAGGCCGGAUCCACUCCGUCUUCACCGCCGCCGCCAACGCCUCCUCCUUCAUUCGAUCCGAGUCGAAUGAUCGGUAUAAUCAAGAGGAAGACAUUGAUAAAAGAGUUGGCGGCUGUUUACCACGCUGAGUGCCUCGCGUAUUGCCAGGAGCUGCUGGAACUACAGAAGAAGUCGGAAGAGCCGUUUCUGGAUUCAAAACCUCCUGAAGAUUCAAGGAAGGAGACAACGAGACCCACAAAACGCUCCAAGAAGGGUCGGUAGGCUAUAGCAUGCAUGUCAUAGCUGGAAUCUGUUCGCUUUCUUUGCGGAUUGAUAUGGAAGUCCU